Molecule: messenger RNA, 1111 nt
Organism: Verruconis gallopava
Lineage: Eukaryota; Fungi; Ascomycota; Dothideomycetes; Venturiales; Sympoventuriaceae
Exons: 2
Coding region: 189-614 (141 amino acids)
Source: RefSeq, a predicted model, not a curated record
UGUGCACAUUAUGCACACCCAAGAGCCAGAUCAGCUCCGCACCACGAGAUACGAAUGAGGCCGCAAGGAACUUACACAGCCACAUUGUAGGACAUGACGAGCACAUACAUUUCAAUUUUUGCUUAGCCAGUUCGUCCCUUAAUCUCUCUGACCUUUCUGACUCUUGAAAAAUCAACGUUCAGUACCCCAUGACGUCGUGGUCAAAGGAUGAUGAUAAGUACCGUCUGCCCGAGGGCGUCGUGAGAAUAGGCUAUGAUGCCGACAGGCAGUGCUACCAAUUUUACGAUCACAGCGAUGGUAGUCUUUGGGAAGGACCAGAAGGCUCGCAAUAUGGAAAGUUGCGAAGAAUAAGCGCUGGGCCGCCUGGAGAAAGCCGCAUGUUCAGCGACAAGAAUUCACCAACUGCUGAGCGAGUAAAAUCCCAAGGGACACCCACAUCGUCUGCGCCGACAGAUUUCGACCAAAUUCUGGGCAACAUGCGUCGUGAGAGAAGUGUGUCUGAGACAGGCCUCAAAUCGAGCGGCCCAGUGCUCCUAGGAUCCGUAAUCAAGCGCUCAGCCACAGUUGUUUGUACCCCUCUUCUUGCUAUCGCCAGGCUUCUUGAACGUGUUUAAAGACGAUCACAUGCUGACUCUUGCAGACAUCAAAACUCACACGCACGCUGAGCAGAAGGGCUCACAGAUCAGGAGAAGAGCCACUUUUGGAAGAAAGUAGGCGCAAGAAAAGAACGGAGGAGACUUGAAAAAUUCAAAAACUCCAUUGCUGUUCUAAAGUCCCAGUUCGUCAUGGAAAGGACUUCACAUUAUCUUGUAUUUACCUUGAUCGAACAUUGAGCGAAGCCGUGCUCAAAAUGUUUCUAUAGUCAAACACCAUAUCCAUACUCAUGUUAACUUAACAUGCAUGCAGGCAAGACACAGAAAGAGUGAUGCGGUCAACAAGUGCAUCUACAACCUCAUCACGGGGUUUCAUCCAGGUCAAGAAAAGCAUUUUCUACACACUGCUAGCCUGAUAUUGGUUGCACUGAUUCGGGGCCAGCUUCACUUUUUUUCUUUUUUUUUAUAUCUCUGCACGAAAUCUUCCCCCAUUUUGUUUAGUCAUUUGGAAGUUACGC